Meleagris gallopavo (turkey) is the source of this 4126-nucleotide messenger RNA. Lineage: Eukaryota; Metazoa; Chordata; Aves; Galliformes; Phasianidae. The record is from RefSeq and is a predicted model, not a curated record.
GUCUUUCUUUUUUUUUUCCUUAAUUCAAUCAUUCUCAUUUUUUGUUCUUUCGUAGCUUUUUAUGGUUUCUCUGCAAGAAUUUUCUUCUGUCUCCUGAUACCUUUUAAAGCAGCAUGCAGUGAAUUCUCUGGCUUAUCUUUUAUUGAUUGCAUAAACAGCCUUAUUUGCAGAGGGUCUGAUGGACUCUGAGACUUGCAGUUGGUUUUACUUGCCUGCUCCUGGGCCAGCAGACUCAGUUGCCAGUGUUGGCAGCAGUUGUGGCAGAUGAAUAGUGUAAUUUAAAGCAGCAUAUGAUGAAAUGGACUGUGCCAUUGAAUUAAUUUUGGGAAUAGUAUACUGACUGUAUGAAAUGUGCUUUGCAAUUUACGCAAAUCCCUCAAUUUUUAAAAAUGUAUCUGAAGUUACUCUAGAGUGUCUGAUCUGCCCCAGUGGAGUGCUGCAGGACCAAGGGCCUCGCCGCAGGAUUUAGCUCAAGCUUGCUGCCGAGCACGUGGGACCUGGGGACUGAGUUUGCCCUAAAACAAAUCAUGUCAUCAGGAGGAGCUGAAGAUGAUAUUCCCCAAGCAGAGAGGAAAACAGUUACGGAUUUUUGCUACUUGCUGGAUAAAUCUAAACAGCUAUUCAAUGGCCUGAGGGAUUUACCUCAGUAUGGGCAGAAGCAGUGGCAAUCCUAUUUUGGGCGAACGUUUGAUGUUUACACCAAACUCUGGAAGUUUCAACAGCAGCAUCGACAAGUAUUGGACAAUCGGUAUGGGUUGAAGCGGUGGCAAAUUGGGGAAAUUGCUUCCAAGAUUGGGCAGCUCUAUUACCAUUAUUACUUGCGCACUUCUGAAACCAGCUAUCUCAAUGAAGCUUUCUCCUUCUAUUCUGCAAUCAGGCAGAGGUCAUACUACUCCCAGGUUAACAAGGAAGACAGGCCUGAAUUAGUGGUUAAGAAGCUGCGUUACUAUGCAAGGUUUAUAGUGGUUUGUCUCUUGCUCAACAAAAUGGAUGUUGUAAAGGACCUUGUAAAGGAGCUUUCAGAUGAGAUUGAAGACUACACUCAUCGUUUCAAUACUGAAGAUCAGGUGGAGUGGAACCUGGUUCUUCAGGAAGUGGCAGCUUUUAUUGAGGCAGACCCUGUAAUGGUUUUAAAUGACGACAACACCAUUGUAAUCACCUCCAACAGGCUUUCUGAAACUGGAGCUCCAUUGCUGGAGCAGGGAAUGAUAGUGGGACAGCUUGCUCUUGCAGAUGCACUGAUUAUUGGGAACUGCAAUAACCAGGUGAAGUUCAGUGAAUUGACAAUUGAUAUGUUCCGAAUGCUACAAGCUCUUGAAAGGGAACCAAUGAAUUUAGCUUCGCAGAUGAACAAACCUGGAAUGCAGGAGUCAACAGAGAAACCAGCCAGGCGGGAAAACCCUCAUAAAUACCUACUUUAUAAACCAACUUUCAGCCAGCUGUACACGUUUUUAGCAGCAUCAUUUAAGGAGCUGCCUGCAAACAGUGUGCUGCUGAUUUACCUGUCUGCCACGGGCGUGUUCCCAUCAGGUCGUUCGGAUAGUGAAGGUCCGUAUGAUUUUGGUGGUGUUCUGACAAAUAGUAACCGGGAUGUUAUAAAUGGAGAUGCUAUCCACAAGCGAAACCAAUCUUACAAGGAGAUGCAUUGCCUUCACCCUGGGGAUCUCUACCCUUUCACAAGAAAGCCACUUUUUAUCAUUGUGGAUUCUUCGAACAGUGUGGCCUAUAAGAAUUUCACAAACUUAUUUGGACAACCAUUGGUGUGCUUGCUUUCUCCAACAGCAUAUCCAAAAGCGUUACAAGAUCAGUCUCAGCGGGGUAGCCUCUUCACACUCUUUCUGAACAAUCCUUUAAUGGCAUUCCUGUUUGUCUCUGGAUUAUCAAGCAUGCGCAGAGGACUGUGGGAGAAGUGUCAGGAUUAUCUUAGAAAAAUCAAUCGAGACAUCGCGCAGCUGCUGACCCACUCCCGCUCCAUAGAUCAAUCCUUUCUUCAGUUUUUUGGGGAUGAAUUUCUUCGUUUGCUUCUAACAAGAUUUAUCUUCUGUUCAGCUACUAUGAGGAUGCACAAAAUUUUCCGGCAGGAAACACGAAAUUAUCCAGAAUCUUAUCCUCAGCUGCCAAGAGAUGAAACGGUGGAGAACCCUCACCUCCAAAAGCACAUUUUGGAGCUGGCUUCCAUACUGGAUGUUAGAAAUGUUUUCCUGGAAAACACUCUUGACGACUAUUAAGAAAAACUGUCUUACUGCAAAGGGGUUUCCCUGGCCACAGAUUUUGAAUGGUGCAGUUUUCUAAUGUGAAAAUCAUAAAAGGAAGUACUUGAUUUUAUUUUUAAACUUAGGACCAUUAUUUUAAAAAGUAAUAAUAAACAGCUGUUAGGUUAGCUGUUCCAUUCUGUAUGGGGGGGUCAGUUUUAUAAGAAGUUUUCAUGUCUUUUAAAUGUUAAACUAAAGAAUUGCUAGAGGUUUAUUUCUGGUCUUGUGGCUGUCAACCACAUUUCCAACAGCUGAUCCUAAGCAUAGAAGUAUUAUUGGUUAUCUUUACCCACAUUUGUGGAAAUCCUUUAUUUUUAUACAAUUUUAAGAAAUUGGAAAAAAAUCGAUAGAAAAAUAAUAUUUUGUCCCCAAAGAGUCUGGAUUUGAAAUGAUUAAGAUGGAACCACACAGUGCAAACCAACAAUAGCAAUAAAACAAAGUCCUUCAUAACCAAUAUAUUUUUUCAGUCUUAGGCAAGUAAGUAGACAAAACUGAGGAAGAUUAAGUUGCAUUUGGAGACAGUGAGUUUGAAAUGAAGUUGUAAAGAAAGUUAAUGCUCCCUACAGAUUUGACACAGCAAUGUCAUGUAUAAACUCUGAACUGCUGGCCAAGGACACAAUUUCCCCUCUGUCUGAUGGGAUAUGUGGUUAGCAGAUUAGUGAAUUAAAAACUAAGAAAGCUAGCACCCCUCUCUCACUGUAAUAAGGAUCAUCUUGCCAUUUUUGUUGCUGCCACAGUUUUCCAGGAGAUAACAUUCUUCGUUGUGAGCCACUAGUCAGAUAUUCUUUAAUUUCCAGCAGGUGUUAUCUUCCUUUCUUUGUGUGGAUGAAAUGUGUGGCUCCCACAGUGUUACCAUUCCCUGACUGGAAUUGAAAGAAUGCCCCAUAAGUGCUGAAUACAAGCCCUUCCUAUCCCCCAUUUAUUAGACCAACCUGUGCUGCAGCUGUGCCCCAAGAGAGAGAUGCCAGUGCUCCUCUCACGAGUUAAGUGGGUACUGCCAGUAGAACCUCUCCUACUGCUGGUAGGAGAGGUUGUGGUUGUGUUUGGUAGCACUGUAGUAUCCCUCAGUCUAGGGAUCUUACGGAGUACAGCAGCCUCUGCAAAGGCUCUUACUGGAGAAAAGUGCUUGCCUGACUCUUAGACUGUACUGCCUUCUUUGCAGAGCUAGAGGACCUCUUGCAACUCCUGAUAGUAACGGUUUGAGCAGGGGUAAGGAAAUGAAAAUAUUUUCAUUAAAUGAGCUUAUAUUCACUGUUCCAUGUACUAGAAAGGCAGCGAAAGAAUGAGUAUGAUCAGAGCUUGUAUGUUGAACCUCAGCCAUGUCUCUGUUUCUGUUGGGGAAAAAAAUGCAAAAUUUGAUGACUACCAUAGAUAUCACAGUAGACCUGUGUGCAAGUGUUGUCAUACAAGGUAUGAUCUACUCAGCUGUAAUAGUGGAGGGCAGCAGUUCAGCACUGAUGAACCUUCAUUCAGCUGUGGGUAGCAUGGUAUGGCACAUCAGGAAUUGCUGGAGUGAAGGUGGGAAGUUGCUGUGAAGGUCCUCUCUAUCUGGGAUGCAGCUGAUGCCACCCAUUCUUUAAUUUCUAAAGUGAAAAAAAAAAUAGAAAAAAAAAAAAAGUAGUGUUCGUUCUAAGCAGUCUUGAAGCUGUUGUGUUGGGCCCCCACCACUUGGUGCUGUUCUUUGGACUUUGGCAGGACUUUGUUACAUGGGAUAUGGAGUUUAUUUUAAAGAGUGCGUGUUUGUGUGUGUGCAUGUGUGUUCUAGGCGUUUGUGUGUAUAUGUACAAUACGCAUACAUCUACUGGCUGGUGUAAAUUGUAAAUAUGUAUAUAUGUAUAGGUACUUGUAUAUGUAUUAAAAAGUAUGAAACAGUA